AUUGCUAGAAACUCCUAAGGGGUUCGCGCUCAGUGGUUGCACGUCCUUUUUCCGCUUCUUCUCUCCUCCUCACCUCUUCCCCCUCAGCCCCGUACCAAGAUGGCGGCAGAAGCAGCUGUUGGGAAGUACAGGAGCACAGUCAGCAAAAGCAAAGACCCCUCGGGGCUGCUCAUCUCCGUGAUCAGGACUCUCUCUACAAGUGAUGAUGUGGAAGACAGAGAAAACGAGAAGGGCCGUCUGGAAGAAGCCUAUGAAAAGUGUGACCGAGACCUGGAUGAGCUGAUUGUGCAGCACUACACCGAGCUCACCACGGCCAUCCGCACUUAUCAGAGCAUCACUGAGCGCAUCACCAACUCUCGGAAUAAAAUCAAGCAGGUAAAGGAGAAUCUGCUUUCCUGCAAGAUGUUGUUGCAUUGCAAACGGGAUGAGCUCCGGAAGCUGUGGAUUGAAGGAAUUGAGCACAAGCAUGUCCUAAAUCUGUUGGAUGAAAUUGAGAAUAUCAAGCAAGUGCCUCAAAAACUGGAACAGUGCAUGGCCAGCAAGCACUAUCUUAAUGCCACGGACAUGCUGGUGUCAGCGGUAGAUUCUUUAGAGGGCCCUCUCCUUCAGGUAGAGGGGCUGAGUGACCUGAGACUGGAGCUUCACAGCAAGAAGAUGAACCUACAUUUGGUUCUCAUAGAUGAGUUGCACCGGCACCUCUACAUCAAAUCAACUAGCCGUGUUGGCCAGCGGAAUAAAGAAAAAGGAAGAAUGAGCUCUCUCAUGAAAGAUGCUUCCCCAGUUCCUCUGAUUGACAUCACAAACCUGCCAACACCUCGAAAGUUUCUGGAUACAUCUCAGUUUGGUACUCCUGGCUGCUCGACUGUAAGAGAAAUGAACCUGCAGGAUAUCAAGGAAGAUUUGGAGCUGGAUCCAGAAGAGAAUAGUAACCUCUUCAUGGGUAUUCUCAUCAAGGGGCUGGCCAAACUGAAGAAGAUUCCAGAAACAGUUAAGGCUAUCAAGGAACGCCUGGAACAAGAGCUAAAGCAGAUUGUUAAGAGGUCCACCACUCAGGUAGCAGACAAUGGCUACCAGAGAGGAGAGAAUCUUUCUUUGGAGAACCAGCCAAGAUUGCUUCUAGAGCUUCUGGAGCUUCUUUUUGACAAGUUUAAUGCUGUGGCUGCUGCGCAUUCCAUGGUCUUAGGAUACCUCCAGCAGACUGUUGUGCCCCCAUCAACUCAGCAUGAAGACAUCAAAUUGUAUGAUAUGGCAGAUGUUUGGGUCAAGAUACAAGAUGUCCUGCAGAUGCUGCUGACUGAGUACUUGGAUAUGAAGAAUACUCGAACAGCUUCAGAACCAUCAGCUCAACUUAGUUAUGCCAGCACGGGUCGGGAAUUUGCAGCUUUUUUUGCCAAAAAGAAACCUCAAAGGCCAAAAAACUCCCUCUUUAAGUUUGAGUCGUCCUCCCAUGCCAUUAGCAUGAGCGCCUAUUUACGUGAGCAGAGACGAGAGCUCUAUAGCCGGAGUGGGGAACUUCAAGGAGGACCUGAUGACAACUUAAUUGAAGGUGGAGGAACAAAAUUUGUCUGCAAACCUGGAGCCCGAAACAUAACGGUCAUAUUCCAUCCAUUACUCAGGUUUAUUCAAGAGAUCGAGCAUGCCCUGGGACUGGGCCCAGCCAAACAGUGUCCUCUUCGAGAGUUUCUCACUAUGUAUAUCAAAAAUAUAUUUCUCAACCAAGUCCUGACUGAAAUCAACAAAGAGAUUGAAGGUGUCACCAAAACGUCUGACCCUUUAAAGAUCCUGGCCAACGCGGACACCAUGAAAGUCCUGGGAGUACAGCGGCCUCUCCUCCAGAGCACAAUAAUUGUGGAGAAGACUGUGCAAGACCUCAUGAACCUCAUGCAUGACCUGAGUGCAUACUCUGAUCAGUUCCUCAACAUGGUGUGUGUGAAGCUCCAGGAGUACAAGGAUACCUGCACAGUCGCCUACAGGAGCAUUGCCCAGUCAGAGGAGAAACUAGUAAUCAGUGCCUCCUGGGCAAAAGAUGAUGACAUCAGCAGACUUUUGAAAUCUCUGCCAAACUGGACUAAUAUGGCUCAACCCAAACAGCUGAGACCCAAGAGAGAAGAGGAAGAAGAUUUCAUAAGGGCAGCCUUUGGCAAGGAGUCUGAAGUUCUAAUUGGGAACCUCGGUGAUAAAUUAAUCCCACAACAAGAGAUCCUACGUGACGUCAGUGAUCUGAAAGCUUUGGCCAACAUGCAUGAGAGCUUAGAGUGGUUGGCAGGACGAACAAAAUUAGCUUUAUCCAAUCUUUCAACAUCUCAAAUGCCCUCCCCUGGCCAAGAUAACCACAUGAGCCUAGACCUCCCUUCAGGCUCCGAACAGAUCGUGCAGACCCUCGGGGAACUGGCCAAGUCUUUCCAGGAGAUGGCUGACCGUUGCCUGCUGGUUCUACAUCUGGAAGUCAGAGUUCACUGUUUUCACUAUCUCAUCCCUCUGGCAAAGCAAGGGAAUUAUGCCAUCGUCGCUAAUGUGGAAAGUAUGGACUAUGACCCUCUGGUGGUGCGACUUAAUAAAGACAUAAGUGGCAUUGAAGAGGCCAUGAGUGCCAGUCUCCAGCAGCACAAGUUCCAGUAUAUCUUUGAAGGCCUGGGCCACUUGAUUUCCUGCAUCUUGAUCAAUGGCGCCCAGUACUUCCGGCGUAUCAGCGAGUCUGGCAUCAAGAAGAUGUGCCGCAACAUCUUUGUGCUUCAGCAGAAUUUGACCAACAUCACCAUGUCGCGAGAGGCAGACCUGGACUUUGCAAGGCAGUACUACGAGAUGCUGUACAACACAGCCGAUGAGCUCCUCAACCUGGUGGUCGACCAGGGGGUGAAGUACACGGAGCUGGAGUACAUUCACGCCUUAAAUUUGCUGCACCGAAGUCAGACAGGUGUCGGGGACCAGACCACGCAGAACAUGAGACUCCAGCGCCUCAAAGAGAUCAUCUGCGAGCAAGCCGCCAUCAAACAAGCCACCAAGGACAAGAAAAUAACCACUGUGUAAUCCCUGCCUCUUGGCCUCCUCUCCUAUGGCAGGGGCUGGGGCGAACUGCCCCAGGCUUCUCCUGCCUUCCCAGCCACGGCACAUCCAUGUAUGUUCCCUUUGGUUUUGCGCUCUCUCUCUCUCUCUCUCUCUCUCUCUCUCUCUCUCUCUCUCUCUCUCUCUCUCUCUCUCUCUCUCUCUCCUUGUCUCUCUCUCUCCUUGUCU
Monodelphis domestica (gray short-tailed opossum) is the source of this 3231-nucleotide messenger RNA. It is a transcript of the gene EXOC4, whose product is annotated as exocyst complex component 4. The record is from RefSeq and is a predicted model, not a curated record. Gene Ontology annotation, biological process: Golgi to plasma membrane transport; exocytosis; chemical synaptic transmission. Lineage: Eukaryota; Metazoa; Chordata; Mammalia; Didelphimorphia; Didelphidae. Gene Ontology annotation, cellular component: exocyst; synapse; growth cone membrane.